CCAUCUUAUCUUCUUCGAACAAGUGAAUAAGAGGAAAAGAGAGAGAGUCUCCCCACUUGAGGAGACGCGUCAUCCCAACACAGCCACACAGCCUCCCAAUUGCUGCCAAGCCCCUCGGUGAUUGGCCACCCCCCUUUCCCUUCAUUCACUUAUUCACUGGAAAAACAACUGCCAGCAACUGUGAGAUUCUCACAGAGAGCCGCAUUCCAUCUUAUUGCUGCCUAGAUCCCAACAAACAACUUUACCUCUCUGUAACUGUCCACGCGGCGGCCUCCAGGCGUGUUGACAAUGGUCGCCAUCCUCUACUUUCGUCUCUAUUGCAAGAAGAAAGAAGAAGAAGAAGAAGAAGAAGAAGAAGAAGAAGAAGAAGAAGAAACCAUUCUUCAGGCCGCCGCCACAACCAACGAAAUGGCUACUGACACUCUCCAAAGCAACAACGAGAAUGAGAAACGUAGCACCACCUCAUGCUGCAACAAGUCAGGCCGCCGUCGUCGCAACUGGCCAUUUCUCUGGCUGACCGCCAUCCGUACCUGUCAACUGGCCUACUUUGCCCAUCUCCACGCCGUAGUCUUCUUGUUCGACCAGACUGGCUAUUACAAUGGCAUGUGGGCAUGGUACUCCUCCCCAGGUGACGAUGAGCGAUCAAAAGCCGGCAUGCGCUGGGCGCGGGCAUUGUCUCUCCUAAACCUAAUCUACAUCCUCAUAACCUUUAUCUUCUCCCUCAUGUUCCGCAACCUCGACCCCAAAAAGUGGCGCCUCUUCGGCAUCCACACCUUCUUCGGUGAUCUACUCAUGGCAUGGUCUCUCCUUCACAUCCUCCGAGUCUUGCAUCCUUCUUACACCAACUACUGCUACGAUGUCCCCCGCAAGUUUGACUACGAAAACCAAGGCAUCCUCACCUACCUUGGCAAAGGCCAAUUUAACAAAGAACGGUACCUAACCUGCGCCCUCCUCGACUCAAUCUUCACCCUCGGCGCCAUCCCCGCCUUGUCUCACAUCGCCUCCAUCAUCGCCACCACUUGCAACAUCCGCCGCGCCACCAACCAGCAACAGGUCGAGGUCUACCCCAAGGAGGAGGGUGCGGUCGACAUCGAGCAGGGCACGAUGAUCAUCCCGCCAGCUGCCGAGCCAUCCCGUUCCCAGUCUCCUGUCUCCUCAUUAUCCAGGGGUCCAUCACCACCGCCGUCGUACCGUUCCCGAUCCAGCUCUGGAGCAACAGAAGCCGGCCGUCCCCCAAGCUACAGGUCAGCGCCGUCAGUCAGAGCCCGAGCGUCAAUGGAGACCGUGUCGUCUGUUGAUCCUGAUUCCUAUCUUGUAUCUGAUGGGUGGAGGGCGCCGGAGCACCCACCAGUAUAUUCCAGCAGACCGCCAAGUUUGCGGGAUGGACAGGUUUAGUUUCUUUUGUUCUAGUGGUUUUCUUUUCUUAAUUAGCGGCAUGGUGCGAUGGUUCAGGCGUUAUGGGUUGGUAUUUUGAACAAAAACACCGUUUUGGCGUUGUAGAGAGCCCACAUCACAGCUCUUCUUGUGUAUCAUCAAACACACACUACCCAAGUAUAUAUAUAUAUACUGGGUUUAAUCAAGCACACUGAGACAUGCA
This is a messenger RNA of Podospora pseudocomata, 1597 nucleotides long. RefSeq lists its product as uncharacterized. Lineage: Eukaryota; Fungi; Ascomycota; Sordariomycetes; Sordariales; Podosporaceae. The record is from RefSeq and is a predicted model, not a curated record. The transcript has 3 exons. The coding region runs from base 289 to 1395 and encodes 368 amino acids.